Molecule: messenger RNA, 1250 nt
Organism: Radiomyces spectabilis
Lineage: Eukaryota; Fungi; Mucoromycota; Mucoromycetes; Mucorales; Radiomycetaceae
Exons: 6
Coding region: 123-1184 (353 amino acids)
Biological process (GO): endoplasmic reticulum to Golgi vesicle-mediated transport; endocytosis; intra-Golgi vesicle-mediated transport
Cellular component (GO): Golgi apparatus
Molecular function (GO): GTPase activator activity
Source: RefSeq, a predicted model, not a curated record
CCUGUUUUUUGGUCACUCCAUUUGGUUCUCCGCCUAUAAAUUUCCUCGCACAGAAACAGGGUCUUUCUCUUUCCUCUCUAUUGCCGUUUCCGAGCUUCUCCAAGUUACUGCUGACGAAGAAUAUGCGAGAACAGCAGUCCAAGUCAACCCAACAACGGCAUGAACGUAUUCUCAACGAGCUUGCGAGAAUACCGGGCAACGAUCAGUGUGCCGAUUGCAAGACCAAAAAUCCACGAUGGGCAUCCUACUCACUCGGCAUCUUUCUUUGUAUCCGAUGUGCCAGUCUUCAUCGGAAAAUGGGCACACACAUCUCAAAAGUAAAAUCCAUUUCGAUGGACCGUUGGAGCGCAGACCAGAUAGAGACCAUGCGACAAUCGGGAGGUAAUGCGACAGUGAACAGCUUGAUCAAUCCUCACCCGGAACGACACCCGUUGCCAUUGGCUCUUGAUGACGAUUUUGCGAUGGAGCGUUACAUACGGUCAAAGUGGGAGAAACGAUCAUUUGCAGAUCAUCCAGAAACCCUAAAAACGGAACCUACGCGAUCCGCUUCGGCUCCAUUGGUGGGGCACGCCACAGCGCCUGCAAAAGCCCGUUCCUCACCACUUAGCCACAGUCAUACCAUGCCAGUCGUACCCAAUGUGGUCCUGCAACAAGACGUGGUGUCGAUGCCUCCAACAACUGCGCAUGCUUUUCCUCCCGAAAAAAUGGAGACGACCUUCGCUGGACGAAGUUCGCCUUUGACCAAUAACAGCUUCUUGCCCACCUAUGCCCAGACACCCAGUAUUCCUUCAACGACUACCAAUCCUUUUCUUGCCUCAUCGAUGCCACCUUCUCGAUCUAUUAAUCCAUUUACUGCUACUUAUACUGCCUCACCAGGGCCUAUGCAUGCAUCAUUGGAUGAGUACUUUGGCCAAUCAUCGCCUGUUCUACUAUCUAGUACGCCAAGCACGAAUCCUUUCAAGUCAAGCUCGUCUCUUGGCUCUUCGUUCACGGAAAAUUCGGUCUCAUUUUCAGGCUUGGAUCCUAACAUGACUAUGAAUAGCCCUUUCGCGAAUCCUUCUAUCAUGACGAACCACCACUAUCCCUCAGCCACUUACCAGCCGUCCUCCCCCAUGAACACAUUCAACAUGAGCCAAACCAAUCCAUGGAAUGCAAACAGAGAUAAACUGUUCCAAAGACAAUAAAAGAAAUAUGCCUUUUAUGGUAAAAGCCAAGAAGGAAAAAAAAAAUCGGAGCAGCAAUAAAAGGGA